GGGAUACGUACGCGUCGAAUUCCAAAUUUGAAAUUUAAAUUUAAAUUCCAGUGCCCGUAUUCGAAAAUAACAUUCGAUAUUUGAAUUCGUUCGCGUCAAUUAGAACGAAUUCGUUGAUUGUUUUUGUUUCUCAUUGUACUUACCUGUUGAUGUUGUACUAGUAACUGCGUAGGUGGAGUAGUAACGCGUACACAAAUCGAAUUGAUAUUGAUAUUGUGUAAUCGGUGUACAGUCGAGUGCAUUGGCUAUCAAUCGUGUACAGUCGCGCACAAAAGCUUUAAUAUUCCUUUCCAUCCGCUCAUAUAGACGUGGACAAAAGUCGUAUUGUCUUGUAAGUGCCGCGCCGAUUCCUGUAUCUCGUACAGUCGCGUGGAACACUGUGCAGUUGAGUACCGUCGCGUGCAAUAGUCUCCAUUGUGUUUGCAAUACAGCCGCGUAUAUUAAUUGCUCGUUCUUUGUACAGUCACGUGCAGAACUCGUAAGUACAUUCGCGUGUAGAAUUAGCUGGAUUUAAUAUGUGAGAUUAAUGCAAUUUUAAAUGUCAGACGGUCCGCCAAAGUUACCAUUGCCGUCCAUCUCAAAAUGCAAAACGCAAGAAAUGUGGGCCGCAAUGACUAGGUCCAUUGAGAUACUCGUCGCAUUCUUCGAGUACUAUGCACAGAGAGCGCAACUUGAGACAACAUCAACAAGCUCGCCUCAAGCGAAAUCGCCCGCCGGCAGCAGCGCAGGCGCAGUCGCCAGCGCAUCCACAGCACAGGGCGAGCGCACACCGACGGUGCACAACAAACAGCUCCAGAAUGUCAAGGGACAAGAGCAUCAGCCGCACCCAUCUAUGGCGUUCCUGCAGAAUCGCUCGAUCUCGCUCGUGGACAUGUACAUAGACAACUCGGAGCCUUCGGAAAACGUCGGACAGAUACACUUCUCCCUUGAAUAUGAUUUCCAGAACACGACUCUCAUCUUAAAAAUCAUCCAGGGGAAGGACCUCCCAGCCAAGGAUCUCAGUGGAACAUCAGACCCUUACGUUCGAGUCACUUUGCUGCCUGAUAAGAAGCAUCGGCUGGAGACCAAGAUUAAACGCCGCACCCUCAACCCGAGGUGGAAUGAAACGUUCUACUUUGAAGGCUUUCCGAUACAGAAGCUGCAGGCGAGGGUGCUACAUCUCCACGUAUUUGAUUACGAUCGCUUUUCACGCGACGACUCUAUUGGGGAAGUCUUUCUACCUCUUUGUCAAGUGGACCUUAGUGAGAAACCAUCCUUCUGGAAAGCUCUGAAACCACCGGCCAAAGACAAAUGUGGUGAGCUGCUGACCUCCCUCUGCUACCAUCCCAGUAACAGUGUCCUCACACUGACGCUGCUCAAAGCCAGGAAUCUAAAAGCGAAAGAUAUCAAUGGGAAAUCUGAUCCCUACGUAAAGGUAUGGCUGCAGUUCGGCGACAAGCGAAUUGAGAAACGCAAGACGGCCGUUUUCAAAUGCACCCUGAACCCGGUGUUCAACGACUCCUUCUCCUUCAACGUGCCCUGGGAGAAGAUACGGGAGUGCUCCCUCGACGUUCAGGUGAUGGACUUCGACAAUAUCGGCAGGAACGAGCUGAUUGGCCGGAUAUUACUCGCUGGUAAGAACGGGUCCGGGGCUACGGAGACCAAGCAUUGGCAGGACAUGAUAACCAAGCCUCGCCAGACCAUCGUCCAGUGGCACCGCCUGAAGCCGGAGUAAUCUGUUGCGAUCUCUUUAACCACACGUUAUCUAUUACGUCAUAAGACUGAACGGUUAAUGGGGAAUUAUAUGAAUUUCCGAUGCGCUUUUUCGAUACAGCCGGAGUGGGUGUGCCAAAUGACAAUAUUACGUUCUCUUCUCUGCUUGUUUCUUCAUUCGAUUUCUGUUUGAUUUGAGAUAAUGUUUGGUGUUCAAAUGUUUUUUUGGUUAGGUGCAAAGGCAAUGACAUUAGUCUAGUAAUUCGAUUCGAUUCGAUUUGUUAAAUGAGUGUUUUAUUAGUUUUCUGCUUUUUUGGUAUGAAUAGGAAAUUGGUAGAGAAGUAGAUAAAGUGAUAUUGUGUUUCUAAUGAAAGGAAGAUAUAACUACUUUUGAUAAUAUAACCAUCUGUAAUCAAUCAGUUAAAUAGAUAUCAAAUCUGCCCCAUACCCCACUGCGGGACAGGGGGAUUUCUAUCACAGCAGAAUAUCACAAUGUAUUGCGUAUUUAUUUAUGUUGUGUUUUUCGCGGGAAUAUGAAAAUAAUAUUAUAUAUUACCCUUAACGCAUAUUUUUCUUUAAACUUUACUUUUUGUGACAAACACAGAAUUAUCAUCACAAAUUGAUAUUUUUCACCUGAACAGCAAUUGAAAAAUAACGGUAUUGAUUUGGUAUUGAAGCUCUAACGUUAUAGAUAUCUAUCAGAUAUCGUAACGUUUUCGGUAUUGGUUUCUUUAUAAUUUCAUUUAAAGUAUUUUUUUUAAUUUCUUUAAAUUAUUUUACUAAAAUUAAGAAUACUUCGAGUUAGCAACGUAGUAACUAGCAGGGUCAGUCUUAAUACGUGUUUUCUCGUAGAGUUUUGUAAUAAUAUUAUUGAAAAGAUAUUUAUUGUUCAAUCGUAAAUCACACGAAUCGACAUUUUUGGAUGCGUUUAUUUCUAUAACACAUUUGCCACAUCCAUUUCAAAGUUUUCGUCUUUCAUGAUCAUGACUAGCUAGUGCUGUGCGUCAAAAGAGGUUUUAUAUAUUUCGUUAUAAAAAAAAUAACAUUAAAAAUGUUUGUAGUUUCACCUGCACGGCACUUCAUUGCUAUGACCUAAAUCUCUCUUACAUCUUUAAGAGCUGCAUAUUUAAAAACAUUGUUGGUAAUAUAAAUACCUUAUUUAGUUUUUCCAUUUUAUUUAAUACUCAAAGGGCGUUAUGCAUAUGGCAAUACUAAACAAAAAUCUGUAAAUGGCCAUGCCUUGUUUUUAAAAAUGUAGCUCUUUCAAUGAAUUAUUUUUAUCAUUAAUGUAUAAAUCUUCUUUUCAAACACAUUUAAUGAUAAAAAUAAUUAAAAUCUAUCUACUUGUCACACUGUCUACAUAAAUUGACGUUAUUAGUGUUGGAGAGUCAAUGUUAAAUUAUGGUUAGAAUUAUGUAUUUAAUAUGAUUAUUGUUAUUGUAGAUAAUAAAUUAAAAGUCGUUCGAAUCGCACAAAAUGAGUAGAUGUCAUGUUGACGUUUUGAAAAAUAAUAAUAUUAGAAACGUCAUUAUCAUUGUAUAAUAGUUUAUGCUCGGUUGCUCAAAAUGUUUUUUAUUUCACGAAAUUGUAGUGUGGUAUCAUCGAACUGUCAGAAAAUGGAAGCGAAGUUUAGUUGAAACGUAUUGAUCAAUUGUUAAUGAUCCAGUCUUUCUUAAUUUAACUAAAGCGAGAUAUGUUACUUAUAUAACAAUAAGAAUGAAUCGACAACAAUAUUUUGACAUUUCUGUUUCGCUUUUCGUGAAGAUACAGACAAUACAGACAUUUGACAUUUGUGUAUAUUACAAUGGAAUAUUUAGACUGUGGUCCAUGGAAUAUUUAGUUAAAUUCUCAUAAUUACGUAAAAUUUUAAAUUGAAUUUAGCAAAUUUGGCGAAAUAUUCUGAAAUUAUUGUCAUGUAUAAGUUAUGUAUGCAUACAUGAUGACAUACCAUAAGCAAUUUUGUCUCGCUCUAGUGAAUUAUGUUACUGCAUGAUAAAAAGAGAUGGCAUUACAUGGAAAUAAGAAGAUGGCUGUAGAUAAUGCAGACUGGCAGUUUUUUACUGUUAUUUACUUGAAUUAACAUAUUUUUUUUAUUUAUUGCAUUAUAGUUUUAACGCGGUCGUUUGUUAGUUAAAUUAGUAUCAUAGAAAGCGACCGUAUGUGAUGUUUAGUUCUUACAUAACAUAAAUUUGUAAAUAAUAAAAUCGAAAAACAGUACGUAGGUAUCGUUAAAUAAAAUGUGAUAACGAAUAUAUCCGAAACGAUAUCCAAAUAACGGUUAUUCAAAAAUAACUGUUUCGUUACUGUUAUUCGCAUCGUAAUCUAUUAGCGACCAACAGACAUAUUGUUUUUCAGUUAUAAUAUAAAUUAAUGUUUAUAAUAGUGAGAUAUUUAAGCUUGUUGUUAAUCGAUCAUUCCAUUUAGUUAUCAUCGAUGUUGAUGAAAGUCAUAUGAAGGUCAUAUUGUAUACAUUUGUAAAAGUUUUAUAGUGUUGUACCCGGUGACACGGAGUUAUUCCUAAUUU
This is a messenger RNA of Zerene cesonia (dogface butterfly), 4216 nucleotides long. RefSeq names its product synaptotagmin-7 (gene Syt7). The transcript is spliced from 9 exons. The coding region runs from base 539 to 1714 and encodes 391 amino acids. Gene Ontology annotation, cellular component: membrane; axon; synapse. Gene Ontology annotation, biological process: cellular response to calcium ion; calcium-ion regulated exocytosis; regulation of calcium ion-dependent exocytosis. Lineage: Eukaryota; Metazoa; Arthropoda; Insecta; Lepidoptera; Pieridae. Gene Ontology annotation, molecular function: calcium ion binding; calcium-dependent phospholipid binding; SNARE binding. The record is from RefSeq and is a predicted model, not a curated record.